Molecule: messenger RNA, 993 nt
Organism: Podarcis raffonei (Aeolian wall lizard)
Lineage: Eukaryota; Metazoa; Chordata; Lepidosauria; Squamata; Lacertidae
Product: p53 apoptosis effector related to PMP-22-like
Exons: 3
Coding region: 147-728 (193 amino acids)
Biological process (GO): cell-cell adhesion
Cellular component (GO): membrane; cell-cell junction
Source: RefSeq, a predicted model, not a curated record
CGGUGCCUGGAAUCUAGGCGCGGCUCUCUCCUCCCUGCGCGGAGAUUAAAAGGCGCCCAGCUCCUAAAAGCGGCCUCGCGCGCGCGCACCGGCCCAGUCCAAGGGAUCUUCUCCUCCUCUCCGCUUUUCCCACUCUUCUGCCCAACAUGGUUCGCUGCGGCUUGGCCUGCUGGAGGUGCCGGUGGCUCCUGCCCCUUCUCUUGGGCUUAGCUAUCAUCCUGGGCAUCAUCGCCUUGUCUGGCAGGGGGUGGCUCGAGUCCGCCGAACAGCCUUACGUGCGCAAAGCCUCUCUCUGGUCGGACUGCAUGAAAGCGAACGAAAAUGAUUUGAACUGGGAGUGCAGAUCCCUGAUGGAUUAUAGUUGGGGAAGAGCUUCUGCUGCUACAUAUCUUGUUGGCUUUGUCAUCCUCUGCAUCUGUUUCUGCCUAGCAGUCAUUGCCUUUUCCAUUGAUAUUCUACGGUUCAACUUUGUUCGAGGCAUUGGAGGUUUGCUCUUCGUCGUUGCUGCUUUCCAAAUUAUAGGCCUGGUCAUCUAUCCAGUGAUGUUUGUGGAGGACAUUCCAUUGACAGGAAGCAACAUGUUCAGCUGGGCUUAUGGCUUUGGUUGGGCAAGCACUGUGAUUGCGAUAGGCUGUGCCUUCUUUUUCUGCUGCCUCCCCAACUGGGAAGAUGAAGUCCUGGGCAACAUCAAACCCUACCCCAUCUACAGCAGUGGCGAACGUGUUUGAUAUGGAGUUAGUAGAAAAGAUCGCUUCCAGUAAAGAAAACUAUAUCGUUUCUGGCUUGUGGGAAAGAGCAUGCUUAUAUUGCCCUGUUUUCAUUUGACAUAGAAUUCCUAGCUUUGUUCUAAUGAUUAAUCCAAAUUUCAUAGUUCAUUUUUAGUCUUGUAUCCAUUUUCAGAUCUGGCAGCUGCUGUUUUUACAUGGAAGACAGAAUAAAUUGUAUUUUGAUGGUUAAUACAAGUUUCCUUUUAAUAACCUCAAAAGAAAGUAA